CCGGCCGCGCGGUCCCUCCGCCCCUGGGUCCCGUCGCCACACGCCGCCGAAACUCUGGACCAGGCGCGCUCUCCUCCCCGUCGUCCCUCUCCUUGGCCGGAGUCAGGCGCACACCAUGUCGGUCGCGGUCAGCAACAGGUUCCAAGGAGGGAAGGCGUUCGGCUUGCUCAAAGCUCGGCAGGAGAGGAGGCUGGCGGAGAUCAACCGGGAGUUCCUCUGUGACCAGAAGUACAGCGAUGAAGAGAACCUGCCGGAAAAGCUUGCAGCCUUCAAAGAGAAAUACAUGGAGUUUGACCUGAACAAUGAAGGCGAGAUUGAUCUGCUUUUCCUCCUGGCAGAUCUGAUGUCUUUAAAGAGGAUGAUGGAGAAGCUGGGGGUCCCCAAGACCCACCUGGAGAUGAAGAAGAUGAUCUCGGAGGUGACAGGGGGCGUCAGUGACACCAUCUCCUAUCGAGACUUUGUGAAUAUGAUGCUGGGCAAGCGGUCGGCUGUCCUUAAACUGGUCAUGAUGUUUGAAGGAAAAGCCAAUGAGAGCAGCCCAAAGCCAGCUGGCCCCCCUCCAGAGAGAGACAUUGCCAGCCUGCCCUGAGAAGCCGCCUGGACCUUCUGGGCUGCCAUCCCCGACCCCUCUGCUUUCUCACUGUGAGCUGUCUUCUGUGUUUGUCCUAUGGACUCACUUCUUCUUCCUUUUCAUUUCUUCACGGAAGCACAUGUUACCUGCCUUAAUGAGACUGGGGAAUCCUGAGCCUCGGUCCCUCCUCCCUGCUCCCUGCUGCCCUUCCCCCCAAUACAGAAGGGUUGAUAGCAAACCAAAACUGGAAAGGGAACUUCAAGCCUGGGUUCCCAUGUUUAAAGAGGGUCCUGCCAACCA
This is a messenger RNA of Peromyscus leucopus (white-footed mouse), 871 nucleotides long. RefSeq names its product allograft inflammatory factor 1 like (gene Aif1l). The record is from RefSeq and is a predicted model, not a curated record. Gene Ontology annotation, cellular component: actin filament; ruffle membrane. The transcript has 6 exons. Lineage: Eukaryota; Metazoa; Chordata; Mammalia; Rodentia; Cricetidae. Gene Ontology annotation, biological process: actin filament bundle assembly; ruffle assembly. Gene Ontology annotation, molecular function: actin filament binding; calcium ion binding. Bases 116 to 589 code for a protein of 157 amino acids.